Epinephelus fuscoguttatus (brown-marbled grouper) is the source of this 5375-nucleotide messenger RNA. RefSeq lists its product as uncharacterized. NCBI's taxonomy places the organism in Eukaryota, Metazoa, Chordata, Actinopteri, Perciformes, Serranidae. The record is from RefSeq and is a predicted model, not a curated record. The transcript is spliced from 9 exons. Gene Ontology annotation, cellular component: membrane. Bases 200 to 1054 code for a protein of 284 amino acids.
GUCACAGCUCUCAGCCAAUGGAAUGACAGAGAGCGGUCAGAGAGGCGGGGCAUGACGCAUGUCGGGACUGUAUAACCAGCAGCUCAAUGUGAAAUCUGUGGAUGGUUCACCACUGAAACUGCACGAGGACACAGAACGCGAGAGCCUUUGAUCAACCAGACCUCACAAACACACGCAGCACAACAACUCGGUGAUCAUCAUGGCACUGGAUGGAUGUGGCCUCUUCUGCAAAUACACCCUCGUUAUCUUCAACAUCAUCUUUGCGGUGGUGGGGUUCAUCUUCCUGGGCCUCGGCUUGUGGCUGAGGUUCAGCGACAACACCCGACCCAUCUUCGAAGUGCAGGAACUCAACUCAAGUGCAUUUGUCAUUAUUGUGACGAUACUGAUAGCUCUGGGCGCAGUGAUGCUGAUUGUCGUGGUGUUCGGAGACUACGGCGCCUGCAACGAGAAGAGAUGUGCUCUGCAAGUGUUUUCGGCCCUUCUGUCCAUUCUAGCGUUAACUGAAGUUGUUGUUGGAGUGCUUGCCUACUCCAACAGGGAUGAGUUUGGCUCGACGAUCGCCGAGUUCUACACCAGUCUGUACGGUCUGUAUGUGACCAGCGGAGGAGACCCAUUCAUUGGUGCCGCUCUCACAUUCUUUCACAACACGCUUCACUGCUGUGGACUGACUGGAGUCAAGAUGGUUGAGGUGGUUCAAAAGACCUGUCCUGACCCAGCAGGGUUCAUUGAGCACUUCAAGAUGGACAGCUGUCCUGUGACCAUCGCAACGGUCUUAGACAGCAAAGCGUCACUGGUGAUGGGCCUCUUUGUUGGAACUGGAGCUCUUCUGUUCAUAGCUCUGAUUUGCAGCACAACUCUGAGCAAAAAGAUCCAUCAGGCCAACUCAUCACCUCAGUACAUCAUCCUGACUCACUCCACUCCGAACCUGGCCAAUCCUCAACCAUCGCAGGUUGACGGAUUUGUCUCCACCUCCUACCCCUACCCCUACCCCAACCAGGACCCGGUCGUCUUCACCCCUCUUCCUGUGGCCAACAUCCCUGUGGCUCAGUCUUAGUGCGCUCCUGCUGGUUUUCACUCUCACUUUCAUGCUGCUCUUGAUUUUAUUCCACGACGCACUGUCAUUUAGUUUUUAUCCAUUCUCUUCACAUGCUGAACAUUAGCUGCAUGGUCACUGCAGCGUGUCUUCAGCUCCCUUUAAAAGGAAAAAUCCACCCUAAAACCUACAGCGCUAUCACAACACCACCAUAUCUACUGGAGCCGUUGUUUUUGAAGUAAUUACAUAUAUUCACACAGAUUUUCGGCCAUGUUUGUAACAGCUUCUCCCCCAUUAGCUGGAAAGCAAUGUUUGUUUUUGAUUUCCCACCAGUGAAGAAAGCAGCUUUCUUGCAGCCUAAUUUAUUUUAAUAUUUAAAGAAAUACUUCACCCUCAAAUGAUCAUUUGUGUAUCAAUUACCCAUCCCGUGUUUUGUCAAAUUUGUGAAAAGGAUUGGUUUCUUGCAUGCUUCCUGUGAACGAAUAAUCAAAACAUUGUGUCCAAAUAUCCAUUUACAAACUCCGAAAACUCAUGUAGCAUAAUCGAAGUCUCAUUUAUCCAGUUGUAUGCUCAGUACUCCCCAAACAGACGGAGCUUUCUGACCGGAAACUGCAUUGAAAGUUUAAUUCAUCUAUGCUCUCGUCUCAGCCAGACUCCAUUGACAAAACAGUAAUUUUACACAGCUGAACACAGGAGCUGCUGAUCAACCACCGCACUGAUCAGUUAGUUUGUUUGUGUUAUUGUGUGACUUUGGUAAAUUUCAACUAACACCAAAGUCACACAAUAACACAAACAAACUAAGUGAAAGAGGCAGCAGUAGACCAGCAGCUCUUGUGUUCGGUGAUGUACAAAUACAGUUUUUGUCAAUGGACUCUGGGUAUGAAGAGAGCACUUUCAGGUCAGUCCCCUGACAAAAAGAGCUGUCUGCUUGGGAAGUACUGAGCAUAGACUGUAAAAAUGUAGUCUCGCUCACCAGACCUUUCUCAAGAAAAGAAAGGUCUGGCUGGGCUGACUCUCACUUUAAGACUGGAGAAAAAAAAACACCCCGACUGCUUGUAUUUCUUUCAACCAAUCACAAUCGUUCUGGGCGGUGCCACAGCAAUGGUGCGCUUGCAAAAAUAUUGCCGGGGGGAAACAGGUUUUGGUGUAACACGCCCACAAAAAUAUCGCCCAUACAGGACGCGAACCAUGGCAGAAAAAAGGCUACAUCCCCGCAAGAUCAAACACCGCAAAAGUUAGUAAAGGACGUGUUGAAAACUGCUACACAACCGGAGGUGGUAUGGCGGGACUUCAGCGGGUGGCUCGUUCCACCCAAUGAGAGGCUGAUCUUUGCAGUGAACUUCCGCCCACUCAGACUAGUAAAAAUGAGACCUGGAUCACACUGCACGAGUCGUGUGACAGUUUCAAACAGAUGUUUUGAUAUAGUUUUGCUGCUGUGAAAAUGUGGACCCCUUUGACUUCAAUUCCAUCAAGAGUUUUCAGUUUUUGGAUUCGUCUUUCACAGUGGAGUGAGGUUGCAACAGUGUGAGAACGGUGUGAGAAUUUUUCAGUAUGAGUCUCAGAAAAUAUUGCGGUUUCUAAAUAUCAUAUUACUGUAAUUGAAACCUGACACAUUUUUUUUUAAUGUAAUUGUGUGUGAAAAGCCUCCCUUUUCAAAAUAACUAAAGGUGAGAUUCUCAGUCCUCUUGCAUUUUUUCAAUACUGUAGAUAAGCCAAUGUAUACUAUAUGGUAAUUGUCAAAUUUCAUACUACUGUAUACAGUGGAAUUUGUAUACCGCUGCAACCCUAUCAUGCCGGCAUUCAAAUUCAACGUAACAUGAGGUGUUAGUGAAGAUUCUCAGUCAUCCAGGUCAUGGAAAUCAUAAGUGCUGUAUUGUAGGCAGCUGGACUUAACUGAGAUUCUUGAAGACAUUUCGCCUCUCAUCCAAGAGGCUUCUUCAGUUCUAACGAUGCCACACCAAAGGCACGAAAUGUCCUCAAGAAACUCAAGCAAGUCCAGUUGCCUAUGAUACAGCACUUACAGAUAACAUGAGGUGAUGCAUUGAUAUACAAAUAGUCAUUUGGAGGGUGGCAUGGUAAUGAGGUAUCCUAGAAAUCUAGACCCAAAUCUAGAAAGACUUAGGGUCUGGCUAUGAGUAAUGCAAAUGGCCCAACUUGAGGGGCGGCACCAAGCAUGCAUUUGAAAAUAUCACUGCAGCAAUUGGAUAACACUACGACCAAUCAGAACAAUACACGGGGUGACGUAUCCAGAGCUUAGCUACCAACGGAGCUAACUGGUAGAUUAGACUCUUGCCAUAUCCGGUCAGCAAAACAGCAAAAACAUCCUUCUUGCAAAGGAAAGAUUCGAGCGCCGUCUUCUGUUCCUCUUUUAGAGAAAAAGCCAAGUCUAACUCGUUCAUUGUAGCGGCCAAAGCCGUUUCAAACAGCUGGUGUUCAUCCGUAGCCAUCUUGCAAUGUUUACUGACUGAUUCCGGACUUCGCCGUUGCAGCGCUGUCGUCAUCUGUUUAGCUCGCCUCUGGCCCGCCUAUAUCAGAUACACCGAUGUGAUUGGUGCAGCUCGGCUCCAACGGCAUGGGUAAUGAGCAUCAUUACUGAUUGCCAGAGUGACUCGCUGAGCAAAUUCAAAUUGUGCUCUCGCGAGAACUCUGGAUUUCCAGGGUAGUAAUGCAGUGCAAAUAAAUGAAUGAAUGGUCAUUUGGAGGGUGAAGUAUUCCUUAAAUCUGUAUAUCUACAGUUAAAGACUUCAUAUUCAGGGUUGGAUUUUUCCUUCAACUUGUUCCUCAUUAACCAUUUUGCCUUUUUAGUUCCACACGAGUUUCUUUGUGUAGCUGCAUGCAAAUUGGUAGCGUGGGCUGGUAUCUGUCUCACACUAACUCAUCCUGUGGCUGGUUUGAUCCUGGAGGUGAUGAAGGAGCAGAAAGCACGUUGGUCACCACACCGCUCUUUGUUGCAUCUCUGCACUUUACUUCCCCUCCUCCCUCUGUGUCUGCACGACAGAUUGUUGCCCUGGUCUGCGCCAGUGUCCUCCUGAAACAGACCAAGAGAGAGCAGCGGGAGACGACUGCAUACUAUUCCGCCGUGUACUAACAAGAGAACCCGGGUUUCAACCCUUAACCUCCCCCGACUCAUCAACGGAGACCAUCGCUGGAAUUCAAGCUCAACCAGUGAAUAAAUGUGUACGGAUUUCUCUCUCUAUGUGAGCUACUGAUCACACCGACUUUAGAGCUGAGCUAGACUUUUAUAUUGUAUCCCAAAACAUCACACUGUGAUUAUAAUUUCAUUCAUUGUGAGCAGGAAAAAGACCUGCUUUGUUCAGAGCUGCUGACAACCAUCAAUAUUUGAUUUUAUAUUUUUAAAUAACCACGCAGUAACUCUUGGUGAAAUGGAUGUUGCUUAUAAUUAGCUAUCAUUCAUCGAGCUGGAAACUGUCACCGCUCGACAGCAGGCGCGUCGCAGCCUGACAGGCCUCUACAUCAUUGCAUAUGAUAAGUAAUCUGAAGAUGAAAACACAUCCGUUCGAUACCAAACUCAUGAGGAUGAGAGUGAGAGACUUUUUGUUUAAACUUCUACACGUCUGUUACACAUUUCAGCGGUUCUGUUAAUAAGCACCUUAAUGACACUGCUGCUGAUGUGUCGUGCCUUUGUCUGUUGAGUUAAAGACUCACUGAGCCAUCAGCAAAUAUCUCUGUGUUAGAAAUGUGUGUAUAAAUGCACAAGGGAUCAUUUUCUUUCAAAUCUACUUCAAGUGUUCAUUUCAGGCUACGUUAAACGAUAGGGUUUACCACUUGAAACAGUAGCAUCGUCACACCAGCUAUUUAGGAUGUCAGGACAGUUAGCUUCACUUUCUUGCCAUUUCUCUUUAAUUCUUUAGAGGUGUAAUGAUAUAUUAGUACAAGUAAUGUAUCUGUUACCGUAACUUUGCAUUCCUUUUUAUUUUUUUUAUUCAUGAUUAUACGUCCAGAGGACAUUCUUGGGUGUGACAGAAAUAUUCUGCAGGCUCUCCACAGGCAGCAGGUACUGUUUGAAGCUGUUAAACUGACUGUACAAACAUUGCCAAGCGGCAUGCUUCAGAGCUGUGACUCAUUAAAGUGCUGCCUUCCUGUUAAUGCUGGUUUGACACAAAAGGGAAACACAUUGCCAUUAACGGUCAUUUCUGUUAAACGUUUUCAUUCCCUCAUGUUCCUGCCAAAAGCUUGUGACCAAAUAGUUGUACGAUAAAUCCUCUAUUUAGAGAGGAUUGCUUGUUUUCUUUCUCUGUACCUUGUAGUACUAACUGUUGCAUUGCACUGUUUUGUUUUUAAAUAAAUAUUUUAUGGAGGGUUUCUCCCUGUUCUUCAGAGA